AUGAAGACCAUCAUCCUACUGUUGUUCAGUCUGGGGGUCUGCCACACUCAGACUCCUUCUUCGGAUUUAAGUAUGAGGCAGAAGGUUGUGGCUGGGUCAAUGGAUGAACGAGGGAACCUGACAAAAAGGGUGGAGCUAUGGGACAAGGAAGGUGUUACUUACAAUCCAUUAGAAUUUGAGUUGUUGAAAUUGGAGAUUAGUGAAAUGGAGUCCUUGGUGACGGAACUUAGAUCUUCAUUAACUGGUUCAAAUGGAAAGAUGGAAGCCCUAUACAUGGAGAUACAGAAGAUAACCGCCUUGGUAAAUCAACUGGAGGGCCAUGAUAAGAACAGCAUUCCAAAAUUUCAAAGGGAAAUUGCCUCCUUACAAAAACGUCUGAAUGAAGAUACUUGUAAACAUGGCAGGAUUCUGAAUAUUAGCAAACCAGAAAUUGUCCAGGUCAACUGGAAAGGAAAAUCCUACAAGACAGGUGGAUGGGGAAAGGACACAUUUUUUGGAUCUACUCGAAAACUACAUUGGGUGCUCCCUGAAAGCUCUUUUAGUAGCAUACGAUUUUAUAACAGCUAUAAUGAUCUCAAGCAAUACAAAAACUACAAAGACAGGAAACUUUCUAUGUAUGGUAAAGGAAGUGGGUUAAAUUUGCAUAACAAUGCCUUAUACUAUAACUGCCAUAGUGAACUGUGCAGGUUUGGCUUGGAUACUAACAAAGUAGAUCAAAAGACUAUACCAGAUGCCGUUUUCAACAACACAUUUUCAUAUGCUUCCUCCCAGAACCAAUACUUAGAUAUAGAAGGAGAUGAACUUGGUCUGUGGGUACUUUAUGCAGAAGGUGCAGGUGAUAUGAAUAUUGGGUUGCUAAAUGAAACAUCCCUUGAUCUGAUGAAAACAUGGCCCACCUCUGUAUACAAGCCGAGUGCUACCAAUGCAUUCAUGGUAUGCGGGGUCAUGUAUGUAACAAGGGCCCUGAACACUAGGGAAGAAGACAUUUUCUACAUGUAUGAUACCAACACGGGUGAAGAACAGAACCUAAAUAUCAAGUUUGAGAAGAUGUCUGAGACAGUUCAAAGCCUAUCUUACAAUGCCAAUGACCACAAGCUCUAUAUGUACAAUGAUGGCUUUGAAGUCCUUUAUGAUAUAGAUUUCCAGCCUCUAGCUUGAAUGUUUUGUGUUUAUUUCAGUAAAUGUGUUUUUCAUAAUGGCUUAAAAAUUCAGAUUCUCAAAAUGCUGACAAAUUUAAGCUUCUCUUGUUUUCUUUUA
This is a messenger RNA of Hyla sarda, 1257 nucleotides long. Its product is annotated as olfactomedin-4-like. Gene Ontology annotation, biological process: signal transduction. The transcript is spliced from 5 exons. NCBI's taxonomy places the organism in Eukaryota, Metazoa, Chordata, Amphibia, Anura, Hylidae. The coding region runs from base 1 to 1158 and encodes 385 amino acids. The record is from RefSeq and is a predicted model, not a curated record.